UGGUAGCGAUCGGGUUAUUUCUCUGUAUGCACAGACAGGCAGUGAACGGGUUCAUGUAACACACUUUUCUGUUACCCUAGUGAUAGACCAUAGAGAUGGGGCCGGACGGCUAGGGCGACAUUUACUUCCGGUAAUGCGUAUUGCGGUAUUGCUUGGAAAGCACCCGCUUGUAAAGUGGGCUCUCGGUGGGUACCGGAGCGUAACAGGCUGCGGAACAAUGGCCAAGAGCAAGUUCGAGUACGUGAGGGAGUUCGAGGUGCAGGACACAUGUCUGAAGAACUGCUGGGUGGUGGUCAGGGUGGACGGGAGAAACUUCCACAGGUUUGCCGAGAAUCACAACUUCACCAAACCCAACGAUGUCCGCGCUCUUCAGCUUAUGAACCGCUGUGCCCAGAACGUGAUGAACGAGCUGGAUAAUAUCUGCCUGGCGUACGGGCAGAGUGACGAGUACAGCUUCGUCUUCCAUAAGAAGUCCAACUGGUACAAGCGCAGAGCAAGCAAGUUCAUGACACACGUGGUUUCGCAGUUUGCAGCCAGCUACGUUUUCUACUGGAAAGAGUUUUUCCCCGAUCAGCCUAUCCAGUACCCGCCGGGAUUCGACGGGAGGGUCGUGCUGUAUCCCACCGAGCAAAACCUCAAGGACUAUCUCAGCUGGAGGCAGGCUGAUUGUCACGUGAACAAUAUGUACAAUAUGGUGUUCUGGUCCUUGGUACAGAAAGGAGGAUUAACCCCAGCACAGGCACAAGAUCGGCUGCGGGGAACUCUCGCGGCUGACAAGAACGAGAUACUGUUUUCCGAGUUCAACAUCAAUUAUAAUAACGAGCCGCUGAUGUACAGGAAAGGAUCUCUGCUCGUAUGGAAGAAGGUGAACGAAGUCAGCAAGAAAAGAAUCAAGUUGCCCCACGAAACGGAGGAGAAGGAGGUGGAGGUGUCCCGGUGUCGGACCAAAACAGAAGUAUUGCACUGUGAUAUCAUAGGAGAGCAGUUCUGGGAAGAGCACCCUGCGAUCCUCUCGGAUGACAGCUGACCACGUCUACGCUCUUUGGUUUUACCAGUGGCUUCCAUGGGCAGAGACACUGCUAGUAUUAAUUUAACAAUGGAGACCAAACACCAGACUCCCUCCAGAAGAAGACCUAUGAGGGCCCUGUCUGACCUUUUGUUAUGCGCGUCUUUUAAUAAUGUAAGUUAUAUGAAACUGUGUUUCAGAAUAAAGGGUUAUUUGACAA
This is a messenger RNA of Spea bombifrons (plains spadefoot toad), 1226 nucleotides long. RefSeq names its product tRNA-histidine guanylyltransferase 1 like (gene THG1L). The record is from RefSeq and is a predicted model, not a curated record. The transcript is spliced from 6 exons. Lineage: Eukaryota; Metazoa; Chordata; Amphibia; Anura; Pelobatidae. Gene Ontology annotation, biological process: tRNA modification. Bases 134 to 1027 code for a protein of 297 amino acids. Gene Ontology annotation, molecular function: tRNA guanylyltransferase activity; magnesium ion binding.